Coffea arabica (coffee) is the source of this 645-nucleotide messenger RNA. The record is from RefSeq and is a predicted model, not a curated record. NCBI's taxonomy places the organism in Eukaryota, Viridiplantae, Streptophyta, Magnoliopsida, Gentianales, Rubiaceae.
AUGUUUGAUGCUUUGUACACUCCAAUUGUUACUGAAAUUCCGGCUGUAGUUGUCUCCGUCGAGUACCGUCUUGGUCCGGAGCACCGACUUCCUGCAGCUUAUGAAGAUUGCUUCGAAGCUUGCAUUGGAUCAUCAAAAACUCCAACGACGAGGUGGUCAAAACAUGCUGACUUUUCUAAGGCUUUCUUGAUGGGCAGUAGCUGGUUGGGUAACAUUGUUUAUCAUAUCAAAGGGUUGAUAAUGCAUCAACCAUUCUUUGGUGGGAUCGAGAGGACUGAGUCAGAGUUGAGGCUCGCCAACGACAGGUUUGUACCGCUGUCGUUAACUGAUCUGAUGUGGGAUCUGAGCUUGCCAAUCGGCGUUGACCGCGAUCAUGAGUAUUGCAAUCCAAUGGCGAAGAUUAAGCCAGACCAAUUUGAUCAGGUCAAAUCUCUGGGGUGGAAGAUUUUGGUCACUGGCUUUGAUGGUGAUCUGAUGAUAGAUCGGCAGAUUGAGCUUUGGAAGAAAUUAGAAGAGAAAGGUGUAUCGGUGACAGGCAAGUUUGAUGAGGGAGGAGCUCAUGCGUAUGAGCUUGGAGAUCCCACAAAGGCUAAAGAACUAGCCAUUGUUAUUAAAGACCUUGUUGAAUCUACCACCACUUCUUGA